Messenger RNA from Lodderomyces pseudojiufengensis, 894 nucleotides. RefSeq lists its product as uncharacterized. Bases 1 to 894 code for a protein of 297 amino acids. Gene Ontology annotation, biological process: phospholipid metabolic process. The record is from RefSeq and is a predicted model, not a curated record. The transcript has 2 exons. NCBI's taxonomy places the organism in Eukaryota, Fungi, Ascomycota, Pichiomycetes, Serinales, Debaryomycetaceae. Gene Ontology annotation, molecular function: phosphatidate phosphatase activity.
AUGACUUUCGCUUUGGGGAGAGCAUUACCACCAAAUUUUCAUGAAUUUCUGUUAUUUGAUUUAAGUAUUAGAUAUACUUUUUUACCACAAGCUACUGUUCCUGUAUGGUUACUAGUGUUAAUAUCGGCAGGUAUACCAUUAGCUCAAUUUGGUGUAUUUACAAUAUUGACUACAACAUCUAUUAAACGUAGAUUAUGGGAUUUUUUUGCUGGUUGUUUAUGUUUAUUAGGAGCUCAAGCUACUCAAAUUUGGGCAGUUUCAUUAUUAAAAAAUAUUACUGGUUUACCAAGACCAGAUGUUAUAGAUAGAUGUGAACCAAUGAUUCAAACUAUACCUUUUACUCAAUUAUCAAAUGUUGCAAUUUGUACACAACCAAAUUGGAAUUUGGUGAUGGAAGGAUUUAGGAGUUUUCCUUCAGGACAUUCUUCAACUGUAUUUUGUGGUAUGGUUAUAACUUCAUUAAAUAUGGCAGCAAGAUUACAAACUUUUGAUAAUAGAAAUAAUUCAUUUAAAGUAUUUUUAACUAUAUCACCAAUUUUAGGAGCAUUUUUUGUAGCAGGUACAAGAGUAAGCGAUAAUAGACAUUAUUUAAGAGAUGUAAUAGCAGGUAGUUUAUUAGGAGGAUUUGUUGGAGCUGUAUUUUAUCAUCAAUAUCAUCCAAGUAUAUUUAAAUUAAGAAAUAAUGGUAGAGCUUAUCCUCCAAGAAGAUUUGGAUUACAUAGAUUUUUUGGUGUUGGAGGAUUUUGGAGAAUUCAUGAUCUUGAGUUUGAAGAAGAUGAAGAUAUGAGGAGUGUUGAAAAUAGUGAAAUUGAAAGAAGAGCUUUACAAAAUGGAAAUUCUGAAGUUCAUGUUGAUUCAUUAGCCGAUAAUAUUAGAUAUAUUGAAAUAGUGUAA